This is a messenger RNA of Trichoderma gamsii, 171 nucleotides long. RefSeq lists its product as hypothetical. The transcript is spliced from 2 exons. The record is from RefSeq and is a predicted model, not a curated record. The coding region runs from base 1 to 171 and encodes 56 amino acids. Lineage: Eukaryota; Fungi; Ascomycota; Sordariomycetes; Hypocreales; Hypocreaceae.
AUGGUCCCAUUCUCGAUGGUCGAACCAGUGGCCAGUGAGCAGGAUCGGACGCUGCAGGGUCCCCAAGGUGCUAGAGCAGGAGCCCUCGUCUCUUGUUUCUGGGAGACGGAUAUCCGGGAUUCUGCAGCGAAUACAGAUGGCAGAUCAGGGAAUGUUCAAGUGCCGACGUGA